UGGCUGGACAUGGCAACAGGCAAGGCGGCGGCGUCAUUAGAAACGAGCUCGCGCCUCGCCUUUUUCUCUAUCUGUGUCUCCAUCGAUAACCAUUAGAUCGUUUUAAUACGAUGAAUUACAGCAGGAAAACUUUGAUUUCAGACUGGCACAAAAACAGGGAGGCAGAACCGAAAGACUACGAUAUCUCUGAAUGUCGUGAUGGACAAAGAGAAUUGCACAAGUCAACAUACAAGCAUUUUGGCACACACUUGGAUGCAGACUGGAGAACAACAACCCAGAUUGCUCAUUCAGUGAAAAAGCAAAAUGCCAAGGAUAAUGCAAAAUCAAUGGUGCAGGCUGACUAUUUCCACUCUCUGGUGUUUGACAGAGAAACUGGGACAUCAGACACAGCUGGAAAAUCUGUCUUAUCCUGCUAUCAGUCAACCUGUAAUGAAAAUGAGUUAAUUACUACAUAUGCAUUGGAUUACGUUCCACCUCGUGUCACCUCUAAGCAGGCAACGCAGGCCAAAGACGCGAUGGACAGGAAGCUGGAUUUCAGAAGACGCCAAUCUCAGUUCACUGAUGUGGCAGAUCAUCGGCGGUUGGGCCGGAAUACCUGGCAGGACUUUAAUGAUUUGCAGGCUGUAGUCCAAGGAGUGGCAAAGUCCCUGUAUAGACAAAUGAAUCUUUCAUGCCCAUAAGCAUAAGCUACGAUUUUCAUACCUUCUUUUACUUGUUUUGGAUUUGGUAGAGCAAUAAUUAAAAGUAUGUCCUGCAUAUGUUUUUCUUUUUAUCAUUUAUAACUUUCUGGAAUAUUCUUCAAUUACGGAAUAUAUAGAUAAGUCAUCUACACCACCCACCGUGUCCCGUCACACACAGAACUUAUAUAAACACUGCAUGGGCCAGGUCAGUGCUGGAAUUUACUUUCCAAUGGGAACUGAUGAAAUAAAUCUUUGCUGCUAUACCUGUUGCUUCCAUUAUCUGUUCAAGUUGAAAAUCAUCCAACAAGUUUGUUUAUUUCAUGCAUACAAAUUAGUGGCUUUGUGCCAUAUCACCAGAGAGAUUCGGCUCUGCUCAGAAAAAAAAGAAGCAAGCUGCACACAGCUAUGCUGCGCAACAGAUGUAGGGAUUAAAUUAGAAAUGCAUCAUCUUCUUUCCUCCAUCAUCUUCUUUAGUCGGAACGGUUGUUACCAUGGCUGUUGUGCAUCUCUAAGAAACACUGCCUUCCUGUUGCUUUGCCUGGUUAUUGGUUUUCUUUUUUAAGAGAAUGGCUUAUACCGUUAUAGCAGGAACAACCACACAGGCCUGACUAUCUAUUUACUCACCCACAUGAAGAAUGUGCUUUUAGAAAGAAAUAACUUUGAGCUAAAUGUUUUAUGUUUGUCCAUGUCAAUAAACCUAACACACUGGUAUUUUAGUAAACCAGUAGCAAACCGAAAAGUAUGUAUAUUUAUAUAGUAAUACUGUUUAAGGCACAUUUUAAUGCAUUUUUUAAUAGCUGGAAUACUUAGUCAUAUAUUUUC
Messenger RNA from Hemibagrus wyckioides, 1502 nucleotides. RefSeq names its product cilia- and flagella-associated protein 95-like. Bases 111 to 680 code for a protein of 189 amino acids. The transcript has 6 exons. Lineage: Eukaryota; Metazoa; Chordata; Actinopteri; Siluriformes; Bagridae. Gene Ontology annotation, cellular component: plasma membrane. The record is from RefSeq and is a predicted model, not a curated record.